Molecule: messenger RNA, 981 nt
Organism: Rhodofomes roseus
Lineage: Eukaryota; Fungi; Basidiomycota; Agaricomycetes; Polyporales; Fomitopsidaceae
Exons: 1
Coding region: 99-767 (222 amino acids)
Source: RefSeq, a predicted model, not a curated record
CAACCCUCGUUCUGUGCCCGCAUCUCGGGCCAUAUAUCUGAGACACUGUUCAUCCAAGGAAACGUGCAAGCCUUGUGUUUGGUACACAGCGCUGUUUGAUGCAGGCGAAUGUUAUGUCCGAGAUGCGGGCGCUUGGGCGAGCGCUCCCGGCAUUCUCCGCACCCCCUCGGCAUUCUCCGUCCAUCCCUGCGUCGUCUGCCUGGGUUGUGCAGGAGUGCAGCUUGCCUCCAACGCUCGAACAUCGCACGUUCGCUACUUGCUCUCUACGAAAUGAACGGUUGCUUCCCGGGACCGACUCGCUGGUGGGACUCGUUGGUGCCUGCAUCUUUCAUUCUAGGGUACGGGCUCUAUGCGCUCGGGUCUCGAACAGAAUUGUUCGUCAAUUCCUGGUCAAGUUCAUCCACUCCACCUCGGUUCCUCAGAGGCCUCGACUCAGAUCCGUUGGGGAAAUUUUCAUUCAAGUUGAGUUGAGUUGCUGGGCCUGGGCUCUAUGUAUGCUCGUGACGAGCGGUGGGCGAAAUUCUUUGGUAAGCCGUGGGGCGGUGUCAAUUUGCUGGGACUUUCUCAUACCCGGUGUAGCAGUCCAAGUGUAUGGUGAUGACCUCGCGUUCAUUACUGGCGGGUUUUACGGAACGCUUAUUCUUCUCAAUGACAUCGUGCCACAUCAUGCGGUACGUUCGAUUCCUGCAACGAACAUGGCAGCAACCAUGCGCGCGCGGCCUCCCCGGACACCUAGCUGUGGACAUCUGCAAAGCGGUCAGCGCUGACAGGGCUAUGACUGUUUCCACGUGCAUCAGGACCGGACAAGGCACUCUCCUGGCCGUCUCGGUAUGUCGUGGAGAACACGCGGACGAGUUUUGUUCUGGACUGCGGUGCUAUCGAUUGCACCGGAAUUGAGACGAACCGCUCUGGCCUCUGCAAAUUGACUUGUUCCUCGGUCGAACCUAAAAGCUUAUUCAGCCUUCGCACCGUUCGCUGGCA